This is a messenger RNA of Bactrocera tryoni, 913 nucleotides long. RefSeq names its product ATPase inhibitor A, mitochondrial. The transcript is spliced from 3 exons. NCBI's taxonomy places the organism in Eukaryota, Metazoa, Arthropoda, Insecta, Diptera, Tephritidae. Gene Ontology annotation, biological process: negative regulation of ATP-dependent activity. Gene Ontology annotation, molecular function: ATPase inhibitor activity. The record is from RefSeq and is a predicted model, not a curated record. Gene Ontology annotation, cellular component: mitochondrion. Bases 356 to 619 code for a protein of 87 amino acids.
UAUGUAAUUUAAGUUUUUUUCGUGUACUAAAAAACCGCAGCACUUUAGCACCAAGAAAUUGGUGGAAAAUGUGAUAAGAAAAAUAUUUAUUUGUUUUUCUUUGCGAUAAAAAGUAUUACUUUCGGCGAAAUUCUUAAAAAUUCGGUUGUGUUAUGUAAUAUCAGCCAAUCAGUAAACCAUAUUUAUUAGGGCUCUUUUAUCAAGGCAGCAUACAACUAGUAGUAUAUAUCCCCUGAAAUGUAAUGUAAUUUAAAAUCACCUUUCAUAAAUUUUCAAGGAAAAGAAAAAAUCAUAUAAAAAAAAACUCGUAUGAAAACCAAAUCUAAAUUUUGGUUAUGUCUGAAGAUUAGCCAAGAUGAGCAAUAGCCAACUUGGCGAUUUGGGUAGCGGUGCUGGCAAAGGGGGCGGUGGCGGUGGUUCGAUUCGCGAAGCUGGUGGUGCUUUCGGCAAAAUGGAAGCGGCGCGUGAAGAAGAAUACUUCUACAAGAAGCAAAAGGAACAACUCGACCGUUUGAAGAACGAUCAAAUCCACCAAGCUGAAUUCCAUGCUCAACAGAUCAAGGAACACGAAGAAGCCAUCCAGCGCCAUAAGGCCUUCCUCGAGAAUAUUAAGAAGUAAACACGAAAGCCUGUAAGAUGUAGCAUCACUAAACGGCUCGAAUGUCAAUAUCAGGACAAAAACAGCCGCAGCAAAUGCUUUAAAAAAGCUAUCACAAUUAUAAUAUAAGAACGAAAAACAACAACAUCCGAUUAUUUUGCACUUUUGGUAUUUUUUAUUUUUGUUAAGUUUUCACCGUUCAUAAACUUACUGUAUGUCAGUGUUGAACAUUUUGAACGAUUUACAAAAUCGGAUUAUAAAUAAAAUUGAGCUAACGCAAUAAAAAUGGAAAACCUUUAAAUGUGAAACUCCGAA